AAGCGCCACGACUUUUUAAAAAGUCCAUUUUCUGAACCUACUGCACCUUAAUACGAUUUUAACAAACACAUAAGUCAAUUUAAUCGACUACGAUGCGUGUGAGCAUGCGUCCUUAAAAAAUAAACCUGUACGCCAGUUUGCGUUUGAGAGUCGCUAUAUGAAGUGGAUAAGAUUCAACACGUUCCCAUAAGUGAGUACGAAAGUGACGAAUGCCUUUAAUCCAUAUUAUAAGCUAUUAAAACCGUUCAUCGUACGCACACGUUUGCCCAGCGUCGAGCCAUACCAUGCGAUCAUUCGAAAUGUAAAAAUUUAAACUUGAGUUGAUGCUAGGCGCGGACGAGACGCAGUGCAAGUAAUAUCGAAUCAAGAUCAGAUUUUACAAAGUUUGAAUGCUGCUCCUGACUGUGACCAGAUAGCUUUGCUUAUCAAUUUACCUUGACACACGCAUGUUCGGCCGAGAUUAUAUAUAUCAGUUUUAAACGACGCUCUGCAUUGAACAUUGAGCAAGCUUUACGUUUGGUGUUGGAUAAAAAAAAUGGGUGCCAUAUUUUACUCUCUCGUGGUUUUGAUGCAAGUGACUGCGUUGCUGUCUACAUCACCCCCAAAAUGCAAGCCAUCAGACUCCGACUGCCUGAAGUCAGCGGCUCAAGCCUUGACUCCGCUACUCGCGGCUGGCAUGCCCGCGCUCGGCAUGGAGCCGCUAGACAUCAUGCGAGUCGACGAGAUCCGCAUGGACCUGGCCGGCCUGCGGCUCAACAUGACUAACUCCAGUAUCACAGGACUUAAGAACGCUGUUAUUGACAAGAUCAAAUUCGACAUGACUAAACAGCAGCUGGUAAUUUUGUACCACGCUGACGUGGAGCUCACGGGACAGUACAAGGCAGCCGGCCGACUGAUUAUUCUUCCCAUCAGCGGGGAUGGAGACGUCAAGAUAGAACUCAAAAACUACAAUUCAAAGAUGUCGAUACCAUUCACCAUCGUGAAGAACAAGGAAGGCAAGGAUACGAUGCACAUGAAGGAGUUCAAAAACGAAUUUGACAUUAAAGACGGAGCUCACUAUUCGUUGACCAAUCUCUUCAAUGGCAAUAAGGUUUUGAGUGAUAGUAUGCUGAAAUUUAUGAAUGAAAAUUGGAAGCUCCUGUCCACAGAAUUCGGAGGAACGUUGAUGCAGAAACCAAACAAAAAGAUAUUUCACGUAAUUAGAAAGUAUCUACAGAACAAACCCAUAGACGAAAUAUUAGAUGUUUAAGUUUUUAUACCAAAAACUAGUCAUAAAUUAAAUAGACAUGUAUAAAUUGUUGUUAAUGCGACUUGGACCUAGGGCAAUGAUGUGUUAAAUUUUCCAUUCCAUUUUCUAUUAAGCGUACUUCAAGUAAUCAUGUCACUUCAUUGGUAUGUCGCUAAUGACGCUAAUUUAAGUUCCGAAUUAGUGAUAUUAUGCUUUAAUGUCUCACGAGUUCUUAAAGUUAAUAUAUAGAAAAUAAUUUUACUCAAAAUGUGUGUGUCAGCAGAAAGUUUGUAAAAAGUAGGGAUAGUUCUCGAAACAUUCCCGACGAUUAAACAAAAAUCUAAUCUAUAUAUUUAAAAAUGGUAAACUUCGUGCUCCAUACCAAAUAAGGGCCCUUUCGUGUGAAAAUAAAUGAAAAUCUCAAAACUUUUCGUUCGCACUUCGGCUGAGCACUUACUGAUAGCCCUCGGUCCACCUCAUCUUAAAGUAAGAUUCAUAUUGUAUAAGAUCAACUAGUGGCGUUAGUUACCGCCAACUGGGGGAAAAGGGACUGCUGGGGUAAACCAGGGACGAUACUUAAAUUGAGAUUUAAUCAACAAUUUCUUAAUAUCUACACCUACAUAUGUGAUGUGUGGUAGAUAUUAAAAAAUUGUCUGAUAAAUCUCAUUUAAAGUUUUGUCCCUAUUCACCCCAGCCGUCUUUAUUCGCCGUGGUUGACGGUAUUAUUAAUAUUAUCAUCGUGACAAGAAUAUUAAAAUAUUUUAAAGGGCGAAAGGGGAUGUUUUUGGGCCUAAAUUAUAUAGAUUGAACAUCAUGUUACCCUGUAACCUUUGAUGCUUAUUAGCGUUAUUAGCUAGCCAAAUUAAAAAACAAAUCGAUUCUCUCUAGUUAACGUGACUAUGUAGUGAAAUUAACUCAACGGAUGAUAAUCAUGAUUGUGUAAUUGUAAAUGAAGUCCUUUAUAAGCAUUUUGAUAGAUUUUGAAGUACACGCAUUGAUACUUUCUGUAACUUAUUCGACCCUUAUUGGAAAUUUAGGACUUAUUUCCAUAAGAAAGAGAACUAAAGUUGGAGCUAUCUUGCCUUUUGUUACUCCUGUGGCGUGUGACGUACUUUUAAGUAGAUUUGAAAAUAAACCUCAGUCAUUACUAGUUAAGUUUAUGUUUUCAAGACAUGUAUAAAUGACAAGUCGAUUCUAUGUUUCGUAAAUGUACAGUAUUUGGUUUGUAAAUAUAGAACGAUUAAGAUUUUAGAAUAAAACAUGUCAUCGGCAAA
Molecule: messenger RNA, 2502 nt
Organism: Cydia pomonella (codling moth)
Lineage: Eukaryota; Metazoa; Arthropoda; Insecta; Lepidoptera; Tortricidae
Product: circadian clock-controlled protein daywake-like
Exons: 5
Coding region: 536-1249 (237 amino acids)
Source: RefSeq, a predicted model, not a curated record